GAGCUCUCGAAUGUUUGGUUUGGGUCAGGUUCCGAUUUCGUGGCUUUGCAACUCUAUUCAGAAUAUCCUUCCUUCGUUCCCUUCCAUAUCCAAUACAGCUUCUUUUUCUCCUACAUGUUUGAUACAUUGCAAUCAGUGCGAAAGUUGUGAAACGUAAACAAACCCUCGUCCUCUCUCCUAGUGGACACACAAGGAUCCCCAGGAGUCUUCUGGGCGUUUCAAGCAGCGUGACGUCGCUUCAACCUUCCACCAGCUCCGAUUUCAUCUCCCGACUUUCUCAACUUCGAACCUCCAAAUCUCCGGUCCCGAAAUCUGAACAAGUCUGAAAACUCGAGGUCUCAGUGCUUCACAACUCAGCAAGAAGAAAGGAACUUUCCGUUGGUCUUGGGAGCUUCAGCGCAGGGAUGACGACGCCUGUCGAACCCGCCACCCGCAAGAGGGUCCUGAAAGUCAUAUUCUUUUCUUUGUUGCUUGACUUGGUACGUACUAUCUGGCACCACCCAUGGGAUCGCGAAAGCUCAAGAACUAGGAAGACUAACUAUAAUGACAAACAGAUAUCAUUUACUUUUAUUCUUCCAUUAUUCCCAAAGCUCCUCGAAUUCUACCGCAACGUCGAAGCUCCCCUCGACCCUUCGGCCCCACCAUCCAAGACCCUUCUCUCCAGUGUCUUGGGCUACCUUAACACUUACAAGGCUUCCUUUGCGCGACCAAUUGACUCGCGAUAUGAUAUUGUCCUGCUCGGCGGCGCCUUGGGGAGUCUCUUUUCUCUCCUCCAAGCCAUCGCCUCACCCAUAAUCGGCCACUUCUCCGAUCGCUAUGGCCGCCGUACCGCUCUGCUCCUCAGUAUGACGGGCAACAUCCUCUCGGUGCUCCUCUGGGUCAUGGCCACCGACUUCCGCACCUUCCUCGCCUCGCGCAUCGUCGGCGGCCUCUCCGAGGGGAACGUACAGCUCGCCACGGCCAUCGCAACCGACAUCUCGGACCCUUCCAAGCGCGGCUCGACCAUGGCCCUCAUCGGCGCCUGCUUCUCCAUCGCCUUCACUUUCGGUCCUGCACUGGGCGCCUGGCUGAGCUCGUUCAGCACCGUGGCAGCCAACCCGUUCGCGACGGCCGCCGGUGUCUCUCUGACUUUGAUCGUCGUCGAGACGCUAUACCUCUACUUCUGUCUGCCCGAGACACUGCCAGCUCUGACCCAGAAGACUGAAAGUACCGGCGCUCAGGUCAAUGGUACAGAAGCCGAAAAGAAGAAACCAGCAACCACCCCAGCCGCCAACCCCACCGCAGUCCAGCGCACAAACUCCCACUUCCUCCUCAACCUCACCCACUUCUCCUUCCUCCUCUUCUUCUCCGGCAUGGAAUUCUCCCUCCCCUUCAUGACCUACGACCUCUUCGGCUACGACUCCGCCAAGAACGGUCGUCUCCUCGGUUUCGUGGGACUAAUCGCAUCCCUCCUCCAAGGCGGCGUCACGCGUCGCCUGCCCCCUCUCCUUUCUGUGAGGAUCGGCGUCGUCGCUUGUCUCCUAGCUUUCAUCAUGCUCGGCCGGAUCACCUCUGUCCUUGGCCUCUACGGAGCGGCGGCCUUGCUCGCUACCACCUCGGCGACGGUUGUCACGGGUUUGAACGCCUUGAGCAGCUUUGAGUCACACGAGGGCGAGCGCGGGGGCAAGUUGGGCAUGUUGAGGAGCUGGGGACAGCUUGGGAGGGGACUGGGGCCGGUGUUGUUUACGAGUGUUUAUUGGUGGGCGGGGAGGGAGGUUGCGUAUGGGAUUGGCGCUUUGGGCAUGUCGUGGGUGGCCUUGUUGGUUUUGUAUACGCUUAAGACGCCGCCGGGGUCGGAGAGGGUGAAGACGGCCAAGGUGGCGGGUAGUGAGAAAAAGGAGUUGUAAUAUGGUGAGCAUUGCGUUUUCGGCGUGUUUUGUAUAUGAGGGGCAAAAGCUGCCUGCACAUACUUGUGGAAUUAACUGCUCGAUUGGGAUACAUAAGUUUGGGUGUAUUGAAGGAUAGAAUAUCACUAUGUUUGUAUAAUUUUGAGCAAUUGUCUAUGAAGCAUCGAUUCUCGUUC
Messenger RNA from Neurospora tetraspora, 2062 nucleotides. Its product is annotated as major facilitator superfamily domain-containing protein. NCBI's taxonomy places the organism in Eukaryota, Fungi, Ascomycota, Sordariomycetes, Sordariales, Sordariaceae. The record is from RefSeq and is a predicted model, not a curated record. Gene Ontology annotation, cellular component: brush border membrane. Gene Ontology annotation, molecular function: transmembrane transporter activity. The transcript is spliced from 2 exons. Bases 405 to 1886 code for a protein of 493 amino acids. Gene Ontology annotation, biological process: transmembrane transport.